GUGCAUAGUCACUUCCGGGUGCCGUCGCUAAAGAUCCAGUCAGCAGCCUUAUCUCCUGGCUAGUGGCGCUCCGGGAGCUAGUUGAACAACAAGAAAUCUUUCGCGGCUCCUAUUAAUUCCUUAUCGUAUUAAUUGGCAUGCCCAGGUUGGGUUUGUGAAGUAGUUGAUAUAGUCCAGAGCUGAUCAGAGCCCAGCGGGGUGGCUAGGCUGGAUCAGACCCUGCCUAUGAACCACAGCAGAGCUACUCAGGGCAGACAGGAGCCUUAAGAUGGCUCAGGAAGCUGAUCUGCGAUCAGUGCGUCUGGAGGUGGAAGGCAUGACGUGUGGCUCAUGUGUCCAGUCCAUAGAACAGCGAGUUGGAGCACUGCCUGGAGUCGUCCACAUUAAGGUGUCCCUGGAGCUGAGGAGUGCCGCGGUGCUGUUCGACCCCAGCCUCCAGAGCCCGGCGUCUCUGUGCGAGGCGGUGGAGGACAUGGGCUUCGAGUCCAGCCCGCCGGACCCCAGCUCCGCCGAGCCGGUCCCCACGGAGACCCUGCUGCUGCCCGCCCCGGAGCUGGGGCCCGGGGCCGCCCAGGAGGCCCUGGCCCGGCUGUCCCGCGUCCAGGGGGUGCUGGACGUCAGGGAGAGCGCCGGGGGUCUCUCCGUCGUCUUCGUGCCCUCCCUGACCACCGCGCCCCAGCUGGGGGAGGUGGUGACGGGCGUGGCCACGGUGCCGGAGACCCCCGCCUCCGCCAGCCCCGCGCGCCGUGCCUCCCCCCCCUCCUCGUCCUCCUCCCCCCCCUCCCCGUCCUCCUCCCUCUCCCCCCCGCCGCCGCCGCGCAGCGCGGGGUCGGGCGUGGCGCUGGUGAAGCUGUCCGUCGAGGGCAUGACCUGCCAUUCCUGCAGCACCACCAUCGAGGGGAAGGUGGGGAAGCUGAAGGGGGUGCAGAAGAUCAGAGUGGCUCUGGAGUCCCAGGAGGCCACCGUCGUCUACCUGCCCUACCUCAUCACCGUCCAGACCAUCAUCGACCAGGUCGCCGUGGCCGGCUUCAAGGCCGUCGCCCGGUCCAAGCCACGCCCCCUGAAGCUGUCUCCCAGCGAGCUGGAGCGUCUGGUGGACGCCCAGCGGCCGACGGAGCCGCCGGAGCCGUCGGAGGAGGCGGAGGUCUUCGUGGACUUGGUUGCCGUGGCGCUGCGGGUUGGGGGCAUGCACUGCCGCUCGUGCGUGGUCAACAUCGAGGGCAGCGUGGGCGGGCUCCCGGGGGUGUCCUCCGUGGCGGUCUGCCUGGAGACGGGGAAGGCGUCCGUCUGCUACGACCCGCUCAGCGUCACCGUGCCCCGGCUGCGGCAGGCCAUCGAGGCCCUGCCCCCGGGGACGUUCACCACCCAGCUCUGGGGCUCCGGCGGGCCCCUGAGCCCCCCCGCCGCGUCCCGCUCCCCGGCGCUGUCCCGGACGGUGGAGGUCCGCAUCGAGGGGAUGACGUGCGGCUCGUGCGUGCGGUCCAUCGAGGGGACGCUCUCGCAGCGCAGCGGGGUGCGGUCGGCGCGCGUGUCCCUGGCGGAGCACCGAGGGACGUUCGAGUACGACCCGCUGCUCACCGGCCCUGAGGACCUGAGGGAGGCCGUGGAGGACAUGGGCUUCGACGCCUUCCUGACGGCGACCAACAGCCUGGUGCCGCUGGCCUGCCCCAACCCGCUGAUGAGCCCCGAGCCUCUGAAGGAGAAGGAGGCGGAGAGCGAGAAGGAGGGCACGCCGGGGGGGAAGGGCGGCCCCCACUCCAAGUGCUACAUCCAGAUCGGAGGCAUGACCUGCGCUUCCUGCGUGGCCAACAUCGAGCGCAACCUCAAGAACGAACCCGGCAUCUACUCGGUGCUGGUGGCCCUGAUGGCCAGCAAGGCGGAGGUGCGCUACAACCCCGACGUCACGGAGCCGCUGGACAUCGCCGAGUGCGUGCGGGAGCUGGGCUUCACCGCCUCGGUCAUGGAGAACUACGAGGGCUCGGACGGGAGCCUGGAGCUGGUGGUCAGAGGCAUGACGUGCGCCUCCUGCGUGCACAAGAUUGAGUCCAGCCUCAUGAAGCAGAAGGGGAUUAUCUACGUGUCCGUUGCCCUGGCAACCAACAAGGCGCACGUCAAGUACGACCCCGAGGUGACGGGGCCCCGAGACGUGAUCCGGUGGCUGGAGAGCCUGGGUUUUGAAGCUUCACUGGUGAAGAGGGACCGAACAGGAAGUCACCUGGACCAUAGCACUGAGAUACAGCAGUGGAGGAAGUCCUUCCUGGUCAGCCUGUUCUUCUGCGUGCCGGUGAUGGGCAUGAUGAUGUACAUGAUGAUCGUGGACCACCAGAUGCAGACGGCCCACCACCACAACGCCUCGGCCGAGGACUACGUCCACGACCACUCCUCCAUGUUCCUGGAGCGCCAGCUGCUCCCGGGGCUCUCCGUCAUGAACCUGCUCUCCUUCCUCUUCUGUGUGCCCGUGCAGUUCAUCGGCGGACGGUACUUCUACGUGCAGGCCUACAAGGCCCUGAAGCACCGCUCGGCCAACAUGGACGUGCUGAUCGUGCUGGCCACCACCAUCGCCUUCACCUACUCGCUGGUGGUGCUGCUGGUGGCCAUGGCGGAGCAGGCCAAGGUCAACCCCAUCACCUUCUUCGACACGCCGCCCAUGCUCUUCGUCUUCAUCUCGCUGGGCCGCUGGCUGGAGCAGAUAGCCAAGAGCAAGACGUCAGAAGCUCUUUCCAAGCUGAUGUCACUGCAGGCCACAGAGGCGACCGUGGUCACGCUCAACAGCGACAAGUCUGUCCGGAGUGAGGAGCAGGUGGACGUGGAGCUGGUGCAGAGGGGCGACGUGGUGAAGGUGGUCCCCGGGGGGAAGUUCCCCGUGGACGGGCGCGUCAUCGAGGGACACUCCAUGGCGGACGAGUCUCUCAUCACAGGCGAGGCCAUGCCGGUCACCAAGAAGCCGGGCAGCACGGUGAUCGCCGGCUCCAUCAACCAGAACGGCUCCCUGCUGAUCAGCGCCACCCACGUGGGCCUGGACACCACCCUGUCCCAGAUCGUCAAGCUGGUGGAGGAGGCCCAGACCUCCAAGGCUCCCAUCCAGCAGUACGCCGAUAAGAUCAGCGGUUACUUCGUGCCAUUCAUCGUGGUCGUGUCGCUGCUCACGCUCUGCGCCUGGAUCCUCAUCGGCUUCCUCAACUUCCCUCUGGUCCAGAAGUACUUUCCGGGCUACGACAAGAGCAUCUCUGAGGCGGAGGCGGUGGUGCGCUUUGCCUUCCAGGCCUCCAUCACGGUGCUGUGCAUCGCGUGCCCCUGCUCGCUCGGCCUGGCCACGCCCACCGCCGUCAUGGUGGGCACGGGCGUGGGCGCACAGAACGGCAUCCUCAUCAAGGGGGGCGAGCCCCUGGAGAUGGCCCACAAGAUCCAGACGGUGGUGUUCGACAAGACGGGCACCAUCACCUACGGCGCCCCUGAGGUGGUGCAGCUGAAGAUCGUGGUGGAGGCCAACCGCAUGCCCCGCUCCCGGCUGCUGGCCGUGGUCGGCACGGCGGAGAACAGCAGCGAGCAUCCCCUGGGGUCCGCCAUCACCAAGUACUGCAAGCAGGAGCUGGGCAGUGAGUCGCUGGGCGCCUGCUCCGACUUCCAGACGGUGGCAGGCUGCGGGAUCCGCUGCCUGGUCAGCAGCGUCGACAACCUGCCGAGGAGCGAGGACGACAACAACCAGCGCAACGGCAUCCUGGUGCAGAUCGGCGACACGCGGACCCCCACCGCGACCCACCCCCUCAUCAUGGACCCAGAGCCCCUCACCCUCGUCCAGUCAGCCUCCUACACCGUCCUGAUCGGGAACCGCGAGUGGAUGACGCGAAACGCGCUGCCCGUGCUGCCCGACGUCGACGAGGCCAUGGUGGAGCACGAGCGCAGCGGACGCACCGCGGUGCUGGUGGCCGUCGACGGCCUGCUGUGUGCUAUGAUCGCCGUGGCCGACACGGUGAAGCCGGAGGCGGAGCUGGCGGUCCGCACGCUGAACCUCAUGGGCCUGGAGGUCAUCCUGAUGACCGGCGACAACAGCAAGACGGCCCGGGCCAUCGCCGCCCAGGUGGGCAUCAGGAAGGUGUUUGCGGAGGUGCUGCCCUCCCACAAGGUGGCCAAGGUGGAGCAGCUGCAGCGCUCGGGGAAGCGGGUGGCCAUGGUGGGCGACGGCGUCAACGACUCCCCCGCACUGGCCAUGGCCGACGUGGGCAUCGCCAUAGGAACGGGCACGGACGUGGCCAUCGAGGCGGCGGACGUGGUGCUGAUCAGGAACGACCUUCUGGACGUGGUGGCUAGCAUCGACCUCUCCAUGAAGACCGUCAAGAGGAUCCGCAUCAACUUCGUCUUCGCGCUCAUCUACAACCUGGUCGGCAUUCCCAUCGCCGCCGGUGUGUUCAUGCCCGUCGGCCUGGUGCUGCAGCCCUGGAUGGGCUCCGCUGCCAUGGCGCUGUCGUCCGUCUCCGUGGUGGUCUCCUCCCUGCUGCUCAAAUGUUACGCCAAGCCCACCGCGGAGAAGCUGGAGGCCCAGCUGGGCAACGUGAAGCGCCGGCCGGGCAGCCUGUCGGACGUCAGCGUCCACAUCGGCAUGGGCGACCUGCGGCGCGCCUCGCCCAAGCUCAGCCUCCUGGACCGCAUCGUCAACUACAGCCGCGCCUCCAUCAGCUCGCUGCGCUCGGACAAGCUCUCCAUCCACAGCCUGGCGCUCAGCGAGCCCGACAAGCACUCGCUGCUGGUGGGGGAGUCGCUCUGCGACGAGGAGUUUGUGUAGACCUCGACGGGCGGCGGAGUCGAGCGUCCGGCCUCAGGACGAAGGGCGCCAGGGCGGACCGCCGGCGCCGCCGGUUAGUAUGUUGGUGGGGGUCAGACGGCCGUCUCGUCUACUGCGGGUUUAGGCCUACCGCGACGGGGUGUCUCGUCCCCCGGUAGAGGGGUAGAGGCGGUAUGGGGGGGGCGUCGUAACCCUGAGUCUAGCUUCCACAGCAGGGAGCCGGGAGCCCAGAACGGUCCGACCAAAAGGUUACGCUCACCUCGUGGCUUUGGGGGCCCUGCGCGUACCACCCUGAAUAUCUCUCUCUAUCCAAAGACACACAGGGCGGCCUCGUGAGGGUGGGAACGGAGAAAUGUUAUACCAAUGCUGUAUAUUAGAAGAGAGUAUUUAUAUAACCCUUAUUUAUCAAUUUUGUUUUAUGUGUCGGAAAUGAAGUAAUAUUUGUCAGUACAGAUGCCUUUGCUCGAUUUCUAUGUUCCAAAAAAGGAAGAAGUACCUACCUAUGAAUCAUGUAAAAGUCUAAGAAGUGAUGAUCUUGCUUUAGAAUUCUUUUAAUCUUGAUUUGAAAAUGAGGUGUGAUUUACAUAUAUCCUAAGUGCCAGUUUUUUAAGCCGCCACAGCUAUCAACACAUUCCAAAGAUUACACCACGGCGACCAGUGGGACCCAGGUUCCUCGAACUGAAUGUGCAGAAACUCAACCUUUCUGUCGGUAACUUGGCCUUCCAGUAGCAGGAUGUUAUUCCGUAGUGCCACGUGUGAGCAUUGAGCCUUGAGCCUGAAGCAGACGCCUUUGUAGAAGAAAACGUAGGACAAUCGUUCAAACCGUAGCCUUGAACUAGAGGCUUGGGAUUUCAUUUUUUCCCCCCUAGACCGCUUUCAAUGCUGUAUUCCUUCAAGGAAUGUGAUCAUUCACUUUGAAUAAAUUGAAGCUCCAUCAAAAUUUUAUCAAAGUAUGCAACUGGUUUUUUGUAACGUACAUAAAAUCAUUUCUUUUUCUAUUGUUUAUCAAACUUUCUCUUGUCAGUGUCCCCUAAACCCAACAGUGCCAUGUGUGAAAGAAAGAAAAUACGCAUUUGUGUUCAUCUUAAAGAUUCAAACAAAUCAAAAUAGUGUACAGUUUUCAUUAUCAACGUGUAAUUUUGCCCCUACUGCUGAUAAUUGAAAAUAGGUUUUGGUUCAUGGGUUAAAACUCAGUAGCAAGACAGAACAGAUUUCCAGGUCAGCGCGAGACUAUUCAGCCUUAAGGUGAUUUGUCUCGAACUUGUUUGACGGGGUCUGUUUAGGAAUGGCAGGGUCCACAUAUUAACGCUACAAGUUACUCCGGCGGUUGUUUGAAAUUCCUUUUCUUCUGCACUAUAGAGUGAUACUGCUGUAUGGAGAGUGCCUACUUCAUGACGUAUAUUCUGUUUCUGUAACCGAGUCAGCGGUAGGUCCGUACCGAAACACGCUAAUGAUGCGCUAUGUCCGUGUUAGAAGUGUUUUCUCGUGUUAGUCAUGUUGUCCAUAUUUAUAUUUCGAUGUCUUCAAAUAAAGGUUUAUUCUGCCAUGA
Molecule: messenger RNA, 6329 nt
Organism: Gadus morhua (Atlantic cod)
Lineage: Eukaryota; Metazoa; Chordata; Actinopteri; Gadiformes; Gadidae
Gene: atp7a
Product: ATPase copper transporting alpha
Exons: 23
Coding region: 269-4780 (1503 amino acids)
Biological process (GO): monoatomic cation transport
Cellular component (GO): membrane
Molecular function (GO): ATP hydrolysis activity; copper ion binding; ATP binding
Source: RefSeq, a predicted model, not a curated record